CCACCAACCAGCCGAAGGGCCGGUCACAAUACUAGUUCCAUAAUAGAAGCUGAGUAUAUUGCGCAACACGAGCAUGUAAAAAGAUGUUGUGGAUGAAGAAGUUCUAAGGAAGUUGGCUUAAUUAUCAACAUUGUUCCCGUCCAUCCAUAGUAAUUUUAAAUUCUGGAGGCUCUGCUACAUGUUACAACUUUCCUGAAAAAUAUUUACGGUGUGGUUUUUAUUAGUACAAUAUACUGUAAUUUUCUUUUGUAUAUUUUCCUGGAAAAUACCGUACAUAUGCUAAAAAUUGGCUGGCAAAUCACAUACGGCCAGCUUACCAGAGUACAGAUUAGUAAAUUGGGCAAAGGGGCGAUGGAAGCAUAAUGAUAAUACCUCCGUCCAGAUAUGGUAGGAAUCUGUUCUCUCCUAUGGAGGUAGAACAUCGAGAUCGAGGUUAAAUUGGACGAAAAUAGAAUUUCGAGGAUACUUUAAUUUCAUUUGUAUCUUUUCGUUUUGUUUUUGGAACAUUAGCGGCGCCAACGCUGAAAUAAAAGAGAGACAGGGGAGCGAACAGCGAACAGAGCAGCAACAAAGAAUAAAAAAAAAUGGGGGAGCUUUUCCGGGAAACGGAAAUCCCAAACCAAAAGCGCUCUCCAAACUCGCCGCCGUUCCCCUCCGUGCUGUCUCCGAACCCAGCAUUGUUUCCCCCUUCUCUAACCACCUUCACUUCCGCCAUAGAAUCCCAAAAGCCGUAUUUGGAGUCUCUACUUCACAAAACAGGGGCGAUUUUAUUCAGGGGAUUCCCUCUCGAUAAUGCUUCCCAUUUCAACAGCGUGGUGGAAUCCUUCGGAUUCGCCGAUCAGCCUUACAACGGUGGAGCAGCUCCCCGGACCCACGUCGUCGGCCACGUCUAUACCGCCAAUGAGUCGCUGCCCCAUGAAAACAUCUCCUUCCACCACGAAUUGGCUUACUCGCCGGAGUUCCCGACAAAGUUGUUCUUCUUCUGCGAAGUGGAGCCGGUAAGCGGCGGCGAGACGCCAAUCGUGUUGAGCCACGUGGUGUACGAUAGGAUGAAAGAGAAGCACCCGGAGUUCGUCGAGCGGCUGGAAGAGGAAGGAUUGGUUUACAACAGAGUGAUGGGGGAAGAAGACGAUCCUUCUUCCGCCAUUGGUCGCGGCUGGAAAUCAACGUUUGGCACCGUUGACAAAAUGGUCGCCGGCCAGAGGGCUGCAAAACUAGGAAUGAAGCUAGAGUGGAUCAAAGAUGGAUCGUCAGCGAAAAUAAUAAUGGGUCCAAUCCCAGCAAUCAAAUACGACAAGCCGAGAGAUCGAAAAGUUUGGUUUAAUGGGAUGGUCGCGGCUUAUACGAUUAGUAGAGACGACAAUGGACAAUCUGACGAAUUGACAAAGGCCGUCGCGUUUGGGAAUGGGGACCCUCUUCCUUCCGACAUCGUUUAUGAUUGUUUGCAAAUCAUGGAAGAGGAAAGCGUUGCAAUUCCCUGGCAAAAGGGAGACGUAUUGUUGAUAGAUAAUUGUGUUGUACUUCAUGCUCGAAAGAUCUUCACUCCUCCUCGUCGAGUUUUGGCUGCACUCUGCAAGUAGAGAUGUUAGAUAUAUAAUAUAGCUACUUUAACUUG
Molecule: messenger RNA, 1615 nt
Organism: Linum trigynum
Lineage: Eukaryota; Viridiplantae; Streptophyta; Magnoliopsida; Malpighiales; Linaceae
Source: the annotation of a GenBank genome assembly